AAUAUAGAGAGGCCGUUACAUAUAUCCUCCGUGUUCUAGUAGUGAAGCCAAAUGUUCGGUCGUUGACCCUUAUCGAGAGUCCAAGUCAUAGAGUAAUACUCUAUGGUCCAAGUGCGCUCUCAUUGUCCGCUAGAUCGCGUAGUUCAAUAACGAUAAAAUGAUACGACGAUACGUAUUUUUAUUAUUAGAAUUCUGAUUUUUAUGAUUUUACAUAAUAUAUUUUGUUUCUUGUCUAUGCAUUAUUGUAAUUAAAUGGGAGUAAAAUGUCUUAACAUUUUCAACUGUUUUGAAAUCCUUUGAAAAGCGUGAUCAUAAUGCCAAGUUGUUUUUUGUGUGGCAGAUCAAAAAACCCUAAGAGCAAGUCUCAGGAUAUCUCCUUUCACAAAUUUCCUCUAUCUAAUCCUGAGUUGAUGGGAAAAUGGAAUGAUUUUUUAGUAGCAAACAAUCUUAAUUCAAAUAGUUUGACUAAAAAUAGUUUAAUUUGUUCUUGCCAUUUUGACUCUUCAAAUUUUAUUAGCUAUAAAUCCAGAAGAUUACUAAAUAAUAAUGCUGUUCCAUGUUUAACUAUAGCCAGAGUUAAAAACGUAAGUAUUUAAUAAUUGUUUCAUAACUGACUAUUGUAUCAAGUUAAGUAUGAUACAUUUUUUUUGCUAUAAUAACUUAUUAAAUUUGCUUAACUAUAUAAACAUAAACAAGUUAAUUAGGUACCUAAUCAAAAUAAAAAUAAAAAUAAUCAUAAUUUUUUUUAGAACAUCAUAAUACAAGACAGUUAAAACAGAAAAUACUACUCAUCAUAAAACCAAUACGUUCUUUAUAAUAUUAUAACAGUAUAGUAUAACUUAUAAGGACGAUUCUUCUAUCAUG
Molecule: messenger RNA, 864 nt
Organism: Myzus persicae (green peach aphid)
Lineage: Eukaryota; Metazoa; Arthropoda; Insecta; Hemiptera; Aphididae
Product: THAP domain-containing protein 1-like
Exons: 2
Coding region: 315-596 (93 amino acids)
Molecular function (GO): sequence-specific DNA binding
Source: RefSeq, a predicted model, not a curated record